This is a messenger RNA of Aegilops tauschii subsp. strangulata, 1182 nucleotides long. RefSeq names its product probable esterase PIR7A. Gene Ontology annotation, molecular function: methyl salicylate esterase activity; methyl jasmonate esterase activity; methyl indole-3-acetate esterase activity. The record is from RefSeq and is a predicted model, not a curated record. NCBI's taxonomy places the organism in Eukaryota, Viridiplantae, Streptophyta, Magnoliopsida, Poales, Poaceae. Gene Ontology annotation, biological process: salicylic acid metabolic process; jasmonic acid metabolic process.
CGGAACCUAAUAAGGGCCGCCACAUGGAUUGUUAAGCGAAAACAGGAGCUCAGAUUAUAUCCUGUGAUUUUCACACGCUGACUUGGAUCGAGUGAGCUCGAUCGGGCCGGGAUGGAAGGCGGCGAGAAGCAGCAGCACCACCACCACCACUUCGUCCUGAUCCACGGCGUCUGUCACGGCGCGUGGUCCUGGUACAGGGUGGCCACCGCCCUGGAGGCCGCCGGCCACCGCGUCACCGCGCCGGACAUGGCCGGGUGCGGCGCCAGCCCCGGGCGCGGCGAGGAGGUGGCGUCCUUCGAGGAGUACAGCCGGCCGCUGCUGGACGCGGUGGCGGCGCUGCCGGAGGCCGAGCAGGCGGUCCUCGUCGCCCACAGCUUCGGCGGGCAGAGCCUCGCGCUGGCCAUGGAGAGGCACCCGGAAAAGGUCUCCGUGGCCGUGUUCGUCACGGCCACCAUGCCCGCCGCAGGGAAGCCCAUGACGUACGCCUUCAAACAGCUAUCGCAAGGGAAAGGGCCGGAUUUCUUCAUGGAUUGCGCGCUCGGAAGCGCCGGCGAUCCCCGGAAUCCGGACAAGACGUUCCUGUUCGGGCCAAAGUACAUGGCGCGGAGAGUGUAUCAGCUGAGCCCUCCUGAGGAUCUGACCCUGGGAAUUGCGAUGGUGAGGCCGUCGCGGCGGUUCCUAAACGACGACACGAUGAACGGGGACGUCCUGACGGCGGCGAGGUACGGAGCGGUGAGGCGUGUGUACGUCGUGGCGGAGGAGGACGAGUGGAAGCCGGCGGAGAUGCAGCGGCUGAUGGCCUCGUGGAACCCCGGCACUGAGGUCAUGGGCUUGCAGGGAGCUGAUCAUAUGCCCAUGUUCUCAAAGUCGAGGGAGCUCUCAGAAUUACUCAUGGUGAUUGCCAACAAGUACUACCCAGGAAUCUGAGUUGGUUAGAUGAGCCAAAACACCACUCUCAACUUCAAGCACUGAUAUUGCGAUACAUUCCUCGUAAAUCUACGGUUGAGCCACGAUGGUGCAAUAUAAUGCAGGAUCUCCUUAAUUACUCAUUUUGUUUUAGUUAGUUACACUAAAUUACGGUCUGGUUGAUGUGUACUGGAUAAAAUUAGGCCUUGAUUGAUCUCAAUUUUGGCCGAUUUGGUGCGAAAUGCCAAAGUUAAAUCCCUAGUUACAUAUUUGUUA